AUGCCGGCAGUUUCAAUGUUAAAAUGCCGCCGCCAUGUCAAUCUUCUGCGAGUAUCCUUUAGAAAAGCGAGGUAAGUGUUUUUUUUUUAAUAGUUUUUCAAUAUCACAGCGUUCAUUUUUAGUUCAUUUGAUAUUGAUACGGUGACGGCAGAUUACGAACAGAGAACACAUUUUGCGUCUCAAAAUUAUAGACGGAAAGGUUUUUUAAAGAAAUUUUUUUUUUGAAACAUCGUUUAGGAAAUGUUUUUCGCAUGGUUUUGCCACCGCCAAAUGUAACGGGAAAAUUGCAUUUGGGCCACGCUUUGACGGUUUCCAUUGAAGAUGCGAUAUGUCGUCAAAAUAGAAUCCAAGGAGGCAUUGUAGGUGGAUUGUGUCAAUUAUUGAAAUGAACUCAAUUUUUAGGCGCAAUGGCUCCCAGGAUUCGAUCAUGCUGGAAUCGCCACGCAAGCCGCAGUUGAAAAAGAACUUUUUAAAAGGAAAGGAAUUUCUCGGAAAGAUCUUUCACGCGAGGAAUUCGUUAAACAUUGUCAAGAUUGGAGUGAAAAGUUUUCAUCCAUUGUGUAUUCCUCUAAUAUAUAUUUUUUUGAAAUUGAGAUGCUCGACAGAAAUUCGGAACCAAUUGACUCGUUUGGGUGCAACGUUGGACUGGGAUAAUUCCUACUAUACAUUGGAUAAUGUUUUUUUUAAAAAAAGGUUUUUAAAUGGAGAAACGGUUCAGAACUUCUCCUCUGCUGUUACUAGUGCGUUUUGUAAUUUGCACGACGACGGGUUGAUUUUUCGCGGAAAAAGGUUGAUUAAUUGGUGUCCUUCGCUUUCUUCAGCACUUUCUGAUCAAGUUUGUUGAGAAAAAAAAAAUUAGGAAAUUAUAAUAUAAUUUUUAAGGAAGUGGACCGGAUUGAUGUUCCACCCGAUGGUCUUAUCAACAUUCCAAAGACCAAUUCUCGAGAAAUGCGUCAAGUUAAAGUUGGAACGAUGCACCUUAUACGCUAUAAAUUCACCGAUUCGAAGUAGAAACAGAUUGAAUUUGAAUAAGAGGUAUAUCGAAAUUUUCAGCGAUUUCUUGGAAGUUGGAACUACUCGACCUGAAACUUUGUUUGCUGACGUCGCUUUGGCUGUGAAUCCCAAUGAUCAAAGGUUUUUUUUUGCAUAAAAUGAUUUUUAGGUCGUUUCUUUGACGUUUGAAAAUAGAACUCACAGAUCCACUCAAAGUUGGUUCAAAAAAGCUUUUCAGAAGUCACCCAAAAUUCAGAAAAGUCGAAUAUAUUUCUUUUUUAGACCAUUUUUUCAGAUUUUCAAAGUAUAUUGGGAAACUCGUAUACUCACCAGUGGAUCCUUCGAGAAAAUUGCCUAUUUUAGCGGAUUCUGCAGUGAACCCCGAGAAGGGAACUGGUAUUUUCCAAAUUUCUAAAUUUUUUUUUGCAAAUCAAGUUCCUAGGAGUUCUGAAAAUCACGCCGUUCCACGAUCCGUUAGAUUUCGCUGUAGCUGAACGUCAUGAAAAAGAAAUUGAUGACGCAAAUCCGGGUAUUCUGAUGUCGAAUAAAGCGAAUUGUAUUGAUUCUGCUGGAAGAUUGGAAAAUACGGGAACUGAUUUGGAUGGAAUCGAUCGAUUUGAAGCCAGGGAAAAGGUUGGAAAUUGUUUUUUUGUGUGUACUUUUUCAGAUGGAUUAUGUGAAAACUCUUUAUUUUUGUGUGAAACUGAAGCCUUCCUCUACUUUUUCCAAUCAAAUUUUUUUGAUUCGGUAGAACGUAUUAUUAAAUUUUUUUCCUUUCGAAAGUUACGGAUAAAGUCCAGAAAGACCUAAAAAAACGCUUUCCAAAGAAAGAAAAACGGAAAAAAAUGUUUAUUUUGAAAAAAACUUUUUGACUUCUGACACUUAGAAAAGGAACUCUAGACUCUUCCUUUUUGAGGCCUUUUUUUGACUUUGUCUGUGGUCUUGCAAUUCUAUCAUUUUUGUACUCAGUUUUUUUUUUGAUUUUUAUCCUCAAAUAUUCCUUUUCUAGGUCAUCAAACUUCUCUCCGAUUAUCAACUUUACGGUGGAACUAUUCGCCAUACUGGCGCUCAAGUUAACAUUUGUUCGAGAACAGGUUCUUGAAGAUCCUUCUUGAAGUAUUGAAUACGUUUUCCAGGCGAUAUAAUUGAGCCGAGGCUGAUGGAACAGUGGUUUUUGGACGUCAAGGACCUGCAUCAACAAGCCAAGGAUCUCAUUAUCAAUCAAAAGGUUUUUUUUUUAUUUUUAGAAAAAUUGAGUCCUAGAAAGAUAUGACUUUUUAAGCGCAGAUUCAAAGUUUCAGUUAAAAAAAUGCUCAAAUAAUCCAAAAAUUUGGAGUUUCGCGCGUAAAAAGUAGCUAUCUCAUUGUAAGACCUGAAUAUUUUUUUCACGGCUCCCGAAAUUCCAAUUUAGCGUAUUUCGAGUAAAAAUUUUAAACGAAAAACACGUCAAUUUUGGAAUCACCGAAAUUACUCUGAAAGCGCCACAAACAAAAAAAAAAGGAAAAAAAAAUCUUCUAGAACCCCUAUUGCUAUGACAAUUUCGAAUAAAUGAAAAUCAAUACAAUAAUUCUUAAUUUCUGAGAGUUCAUCCAUAAAAACGCAUUUUCUGAGCUCAGAGAUCAAAAAUACAUACUUCAAAUUAGUUCUAGUCACAUUUUCUAUACCACCCCACCAUAAGAAAAGCGAUCGAAAAUUCAGUUCUGCCCUCUUGGAAAAAAAUUGAGGUUUGAAAAAUACAAAUUUUAGGUAAUCGUCAAGCCUUCUUACCAAACUCAUCGUCUUUUGGACUGGUUCGAAAAUACGGAUCCCUGGUGUCUGAGUCGUCAACUUUUGUGGGGCCAUCGAAUCCCGGCCUACACCUCUGCUGGGUACACAUUUUUUUCAUUUUUCGGUACCUAUCCAAAUUUUUCAGUUCAAAUUGGGUCGUGGCGAAAUCGGAAUCUGAAGCUCGGGAAAAACUUUCUCUCGACGAUAAUUCCAGUUUCAGACAAGAUGAAGACGUUUUGGACACUUGGUUCAGGUGAUUUUUCGAUUUGUCAUAAUUUUACAAUAAAACAUGAUGACAGAGUUGAAAUUUGUUUGAAUAAUAUUUUUCUCAUUCGGAAAAGCAACCCUUCCCUGGAAUUCUAUUGACAGAUAACCGAAAAAAGAUAAACUAGAAAUAUUCAAAUUUGAAAAAAACUAUUCCGAUUCAAUCUUUUUCAUUUUUUUUUUUUUGAAGUAUUACCUUUCUGUUUCGGGAGGUAAAUGAAAGGUUUUUUUUCAAGCUUUGCUUUUCCGAAUUUUUGGUACGGGCAAAAGCUGAAGUUGGUUCUAAAGGGUGAUAUAGGGGUCUUAUAGGUGGGCAGUGUUAGGUCCUUUUUUAGUAUACCUCCGUAGUUUUUGAUAAUUUCCCCAUUUUAUUCUUUCAGUUCUGCCCUGGUUCCUCUGGUCACACUGGGGUGGAACGGCUCAACUGAUUUGGACCUUUCCGAUGUUCCAAUCGACGUGAUGGAGACUGGUUGGGAUAUUAGCGGAUUUUGGGUUGCUCGGAUGAUGGCCAUGCAUCUCAGGUUCUUUUUCAUCUUCCUCGUUGUUUAAUUCUCGGAAUUGCUAAGACUAACCCGAGGAACGCCUCCAUUCAAGCAAAUCGUGCUCCAUGGGUUGGUUCGAGAUAGCGAAGGCCGAAAAAUGAGCAAAUCACUUGGGAACGUGAUCGAUCCGCUGGACGUUCUCGACGGAAUUGGGCAGGAAAAAAUGAAGGAGAGAAUUUUGGAAAGCUCGUUGGCUCCUGCUGAGAAAGGUAGAACAUAUCACUAUGAGAUCUGAAAAAAGCCUUAUUAAAGUGGAAAAUUAAAAGGAAAGUCUUUAAAAGAGCGAUUUCUUCUUGAAAUAGCGGUUGAAUGGAUCGAACGAGUUUUUUCAUUAUAAUCCCUUCCAAUUCCUAUUCUUUGAAAUCUUUUCUAAGAUUUAAAGGCUGCAAGUUGUUUUUUAUUAUUUUUUUUCAGCGAGACAAUGUUAAUAAAAGUGAGAUUUUUCAAAAAUGCAUUGUAUUUACACGAUCUUGGUUCAUAGAAUUAUCGGGUUUGGCUAGUAAAAUUUCAAAAUCAAGGAGUUGGUUUAUAACUUUGAUCCCCAGAAAAAGCCUGCGCGGACAUCGAAAAACGGUUCCCUGAAGGGAUUCCUCGUUGUGGCCCUGACGCUUUGAGAUACGCCCUACUGAAAUAUGACGUCAUGGCCAGUGACGUUCCGAUUGACGUUGCCAGUAUGGCGACGGAGGUUUCCGAAUUCCCAUCCAUUCAAAAUCUUCGAGUCGAAAUGGUUCAGGGAUUACGAUUCUGCAACAAGUUGUGGAACUUGGCGGCUUACUACGACCAACUGAAAACUAAAUGUCGGACCAGAAAAGACGUCGACACGGAUAGGAGUGUGGUGGGUUGUUGGGAUCGGAUGGUUGUGAAAAAUCGGAAACUGAGAGAUGAAUGUUUAUUUCGCUCACAGACAGAUCUGUGGCGUGGAGGAAGAGAACCAUGAAAGUUAUAUUUGCCUCCACUUCGAUAAAGUUCCACUUUAAUCUAAAAAUAUUUUAGGUCGAAAUCGAAGAGAAUCAAAAAGAAAAGUAAUCUAUAAACGAGUUGAAUCAUUUUGUGAAAUUUGCAGCUUCCUUUAUCAAAAACCAAUUUUUUUCAAACAACUUUUUAAAUCUUCUUUGGUCAUCCUCAAAAACCAUAACUCUGUUUAAGCCGUUCCAGUAUUUAUACACGCGUUGCGUAAUAAAGUUAUAGUGAACAUGAUGGAUUGGUGGUGGUUCGAGUUUAAGGCCGUUGCCUCUCAGUUGGUUUCUUCUAUUUGAUAUCGUUUGUAAUUUGAAUGGAGAUGGACACCAAUAAUAGCCAUAUAUGAACUGAUGUGUAAUUAUGAUAUCUUUUUCGCAGACGAUGAUCGUUUAAUGCAAAAUUUUCUAUCAAAACUUUUUUUGAAUAUUUGAAAAAUUUAGUUCACUAAAUUACAUAAAAAAGGUACAUGUUUUUAAAGAGCCCUCAUCAGCGAAUUUAUAGGUCUAAGGAAAAAUGAUAUUUGUAUAUAUUUUUUUGAGUUUUAAUUGUUCAAGCGAUUGAACGAAUUUCAGGACGAAUGGCUCCUGUCGAGGUUCGCCUCAACUGUCGCCAAGGUCGACGAGCACAUGAAGGCCUACGAGUUGCAUCUGGCUCUCUCGGCCCUCCAUUCUUUCGUGACUUCGGAUGUCUGCGACACCUACUUGGUCGGUUAUUAUUUUUAGAAGAGAGAGAAGAUGGAGCUGAGUGAUCUUUUGAGAUAAAUCAAGCGAAGACAUUUAAAAAGACAAUAGAGACGUCAUCAUAUUUUUUUUCAGUUUUGCUCUCCUAGGCUCAUUCAUAACAAAAUUAUAAAAACGUAAUUAGUUUGAGGGAGAAGAAAAAAGUUUCUUUUUUGACCGAUUCGGAAUAAUUUUGUAAUUUUUUGAUUCGGUUGAUAGAUCUCUGAAUCGGAAAGAAUGAACUCGGUUGAAAUUUUUUUUUCCGAAUUUCGAGGAGCUAUGCGUUCUUAAGACCUGUGAUUUGAGGAAACAACGAAGCAAGCGUUUUGGUCAGAAGACGUCGCCAGAAUCGAGCAAGCGCGGUCGACGCUGCAACGUGUGCUGCAACCGACCUUCGUCCAGCUUUCCGUCUUCAUGCCGUUCGUCUCUGAACUCCUCUACGAAAGGAUGUUCUCAAGGGAGCGAGGCUCGAUCCUCUUCGACGUCGUCAAAGUAAGAAUCCGAUGGAGAUUGAAGAUUGUCGGGACUUUCAGCCGUCUCUCUUCUUUUUCCAUCGAAAUGAGGAGCUGGACCAAGGUAUGAAGUUGUUGCUGGCCGCCGUCGCUGCGACCAGGUCGAUCCGAUCGAAGCUUCAACUUCCUGCGAACUUGGUUUUCAAUGGUAAUCUAUAGAAAGAACAAAAAAGCUUGGUUGGUAGUGGGGACCAAUAUAAACAUUUUAAAGAGGCUGCAAAGGGAAAGAAAGUAAAAAUGUUGACCGGCAGACGGGGACGGAGCACUUUUCUGGCUCUUAGUCAUUGCGUUGAACUUUGUAGGAACGCGCGCUAGCCAGAGGAAGAAGCAGAAACAAUUAAAAAAUGGCUAGAGACGUCGAGGAACGGACCGUUCCCCCGCCUUGGGACGAACCAGUAUAGCCCAUCCUGCGUUUAAAUUUUUUUAUCUGCCAAAAAGACACUAUUGAAUCAAUUUUGACCACACUUCAGUUUAAGGCCUUUGUUUCUUUCUGUCUUUUUAGCAGUGUUCUUUAGAGUGAAAAGCUGUUAACUUUUUUCGUUUUUCAUUUGAAAAAUGACUAUCUUGCGCAGAACGCAUUAUCCUUUUAGUUUUCGUUUAUAACCUAGUUUUAUAUUUGGCUAUGUGAAAAGCCACAAAAAAAAGGUUUUAGAUGGAUGCACGUUACCUGAGAAAAUUCUGGCUCUGAAGAAGUCAAUUUAUCGAUCUACAGGAAUUCUGGCGAUCGAAGACCCUUCUUUAAUGAUCGACGGCGCGACGCUGAAGAGCCUCGCCGAUGACGUCACCUCGAUCGGCCGACUCUCGUUGAGUCACGUCGUUUAUGGCAAGCUAAACACCGAGGAACGAGGCUUGAUGGCCCUGCCGGUCGCGGGACACAACGCCUCCAUUUGGCUCAAAAUCGACGUUAUUUUACCCCAUAUACUGCUUUCGAGUAGUUUUGAAAUGUUUUAGGAGAACAGUCGCUCCGAAUUUGUCGACUGCUUGAAGAAGCAGCUGGAGAAGACCAAAUCUCGAGAAAGACAGUUCUUGGAGAAGGCCGAGUCCUACUCGGAAAUGCAGAAGAAGCCCGAAAAUUUGGUUGGUUUUGAAAUUUUAGCUGGAAAAUGAAAAUAGAACGAAAACUUUUGAUUAGAAAAAUAUAAAGUGAUUUGUUUAGAAGGAUUUCUAAAAAUAAAUUUAAACAAAAAAGUGGAAAAAAUAGGUGCAAUUUGGAGCGACACAUGCGUUUGAUAGCAACUCAAAAUUUAACAAAAAAAAGAUUUUUCAGAUAAUUCUUUUUAGAUUUACUCCUUUGAAAGCUGUGGCCCUUCAGAGAAUGAAAAAUUGCCCAGAAAUAAAUAAAUUUUUCAAGACGGAUAUUUUCUACAAAAUUCUCGAGUAUCUUGGUUCUAUCCAGGCGAAGACAUCGGCUCUGAAGAAACUCCAACGAAAAGCCGAACAAGCCCGUCAGGUCGCUGCCAACUCUUCGGAUGAGGCCAAACGAAUAGAACUGAUCAUUGCCGAGCAGAACUCCUAG
This is a messenger RNA of Caenorhabditis auriculariae, 7273 nucleotides long. The record is from the annotation of a GenBank genome assembly. Lineage: Eukaryota; Metazoa; Nematoda; Chromadorea; Rhabditida; Rhabditidae.